Messenger RNA from Penicillium riverlandense, 816 nucleotides. RefSeq lists its product as uncharacterized. The record is from RefSeq and is a predicted model, not a curated record. The transcript is spliced from 5 exons. Bases 1 to 816 code for a protein of 271 amino acids. Gene Ontology annotation, molecular function: oxidoreductase activity, acting on the CH-OH group of donors, NAD or NADP as acceptor. NCBI's taxonomy places the organism in Eukaryota, Fungi, Ascomycota, Eurotiomycetes, Eurotiales, Aspergillaceae.
AUGCCAUCUUAUGCUAUUACUGGGGCCUCAAGAGGUAUUGGCUGGGAGUUCCUUCGCCAACUGUCCAGCGAUUCGAACAACAUCGUGAUCGGGCUUGUUCGUAACAAGCCUCCAACUGAGGAAAAGAUGAAGCAAGAAUUGCCGGAACGUACCAACAUCCACAUCGUGCAGGCAGACAUCACCGAUUAUGCUGCUUUGAAGGCUGCAGUAGCCGAGACUGCAACAAUCAGCGGUGGGAGGCUCGAUUAUCUGAUCGCCAACGCUGCGCUAGUGUCCCACUUCGAUGCUUACGAUCCAAUUGGGGUUUUGGGACAACAGCCCGAAGCCCUUGAAGAAGACCUGACCAAGUGUUUCAAAGUCAACGUCGUCAGCAAUAUCCAUCUGUUCAACUUAUUCAUGCCCUUGAUUCUGAAAGGAGAAGCCAAGAAAGUUAUCGCCAUCUCCAGUGGCCAGGCUGCCCUCGAUGCUAUUCCUAAGUUGGGAAUCGAGGUCGCCUCUGUCUACGCUAUCAGUAAGGCAGGUCUGAAUACUGCCGUGGCCAAGUUUAGCGCGCAGUAUGCCAGAGAUGGUGUCCUUUUCAUGAGCAUUUGUCCCGGGAUGGUUGAUACAGGUCACUUAGCUGACGCAACCCCGGAGCAGCUGAAGGGGUUGGAAGGAAUGCUGGGUGCAUUCGCCCAGUAUGCACCCAGCUUCAAGGGCCCUAGUCCACCGGAGGCUGCAGUGAAGGAUGUUAUCUCGGUUAUGAGCAAGGCUAGUGUCGAGAAUGGCGACGGCGGCUCUUUCGUGUCACACUACGGCAACCAACAGUGGCUGUGA